Molecule: messenger RNA, 3506 nt
Organism: Gadus chalcogrammus (walleye pollock)
Lineage: Eukaryota; Metazoa; Chordata; Actinopteri; Gadiformes; Gadidae
Exons: 3
Coding region: 982-2724 (580 amino acids)
Source: RefSeq, a predicted model, not a curated record
GUAAGAGUGUUUCAUAGGUAUGUGUGUGAGAGUGUCUCAAUUAGUUAUGUCCUAAACGGCCACUCAUACUGUUGUGGUGGUGGAGAAGACAUGUCGAUAACUGUUGUGCACCAGGUUGCACAAAUAAACGAGGCAAAAAUAGAUGUACGUCGUUCUACCGCGUUCCUAAAGAUGCGGAGAGGCGAGCUAAGUGGAUCAGCGCCAUUAAAAGAGCCAGGAGCAAGCAAAAAAAGGCUGAAAAAUGGGACCCCCCGGCUGUUGGAUUCCGCUUGUGCAGCGAUCACUUCAUAUCAGGGAGAAAGAGUGAUAAUCCCUUGAGUCCGGACUUUGUUCCAUCUCUUUUCAACUACGUUCCAUCUCCAGAGAAGAGGAAAAGAAAAAUGAGACUGGAGGUUUUCAACAGAAAGCAAAGCUACAGAAGAUAGAGCAGACAAAGCUAUCUGCGAAAGCCAUCCCUCCCAGCUUCAACUUUUCUGCCAUUGCCUCCUCUGCUGGGUUUGAUUGAUCAAGUAAGUCAACAUUUCUGUUAAUGGACACCUCGUCAGGCAUUAUCCCUUGCAUCUUGCUCAUGUUACGUUUAUGAUACAAUUGCCUUUGGAGCACAGAAGAUUUCAUUGCAACCUCAUUACAUUCCCUCCAUAUUGGUUUCUGCUUCCCACUUUACUCACGCAGUCACAACACAUCAAUGGAACUAAAGCGCCCUGAUGUGGCAUGAAUGGUCUGCUAACAAUAAUGAGAAUAAUAAUGCCUCACACAUACAUUUUCCAGAAGGCCAUUUCAUGUAGCCGAAUCAAGUAGAGCAUCACAAAUGUUUUUUUUUGUCUAGUUUGUAGCAAUGAAACAGACAACACCACUAAAGUAUAUUCAGCAAUGUAUUUAUUUAAAAAACAACAUUAGGAGCAAUGAUUAGGAACAUUACAUUAGGAACAAUGAUCAAUUGAUUGCAACCUGUCUUUCUCAAAUGUCUCUUUUAGAACAAAAAUGAAUAGAAAGACUCUGCCUGUCUCCUCAAACGCCUUAAGACGAAGGGCACGUGUUGACGUCCAAAAAAGGCUUCUUGACAUUAGGACAGACAUGACUGACAUGGACAUGACGGCAAUGACGGCAGAUUACAGAGUUCUCUCUGAGGACACUGCUCCUACCUCUUCAGCUGCAGAUGCAGAUGCAUUUGAUUCACUUGAAGAUUUAAGUGAAGAGGACAUGGAUUUUGAUGAUGGGGAUGGGACAACAUGUUCAGAUUCUGAACCUGAUGUCCCAUCAGAUUCUGAACCUGAUGUCCCAUCCCCAUCCCUUUCCGAUAACAUUGCCAACUGGGCAGUGAGAUUUGGCAUUUCAAUGGUUGCCCUGACUGCGCUGUUGAGCAUACUCAACAUAACCCAUCCCAAUCUGCCCAAGGAUGGUAGGACCCUUCUCAAAACAAAAGUCCACUAUGAUAUUCAAGAGAAGGCUGGGGGUAACUACCAUCACUUUGGGAUCCUUUCCUCCUUAAGGAACACUUUAAAUAAACACGUCAAAAUACUGACAGAGGGCAUGACAUUGGGGCUGCAGAUUAAUGUAGAUGGUCUGCCUUUAUUUAAAAGUUCCACUUUACAGCUGUGGCCGAUCCUUGGAUUGCUAGUUACCGUCCCUAUGAAGGAACCAGUGGUGAUUGGGGCGUACUGUGGACCUAAAAAACCAAGUUCGGCCACAGAGUUCUUAUCAGAUUUUGUGACUGAAUUAAAGGAGCUCGAGGCUGGGUUUUGCUUUGGUGAUAAGAACCUCACAAUUGAGCUUCACACAGUAGUGUGUGACACCCCUGCACGGGCCUUUGUGAAAAAAACAAAGGCCCAUAAUGCUUACCAUGGGUGCGAUAAGUGCCAACACCCGGGGAAGUACCAGAAUCACCGCAUGUCGUUCCCUGGACCAGAGCACCCCCUUAGAACGGACAUGUCAUUCAACUUAAAGCUCGAUGAAAUUCACCACCAUGAGGGACCUCAUCCAUUUCAGGGUAUCAAGAUAGGCAUGGUAACACAGUUUCCAUUAGAUUACAUGCAUUUAGUCUGUUUGGGCGUUGUUAAAAAAAUGCUCCAGUUCUGGCUCCGGGGUCCUUUAACUGUGAGAAUGCCUGCACUGAUAGUUGACAGGAUUUCACAUGAACUCCAGUCUGUCAGGCCGAAUGUUCCAGUUGAGUUUGCCAGGAGACCACGGUCACUUAGAGAGUUAGACCGGUGGAAGGCAACCGAAUUCCGGCAGUUUUUACUGUACACUGGCCCUGUGGUGCUGGCGGGAUUCUUGGACCAGAAUAUGUAUUCUAAUUUCAUGCUCCUGUCAACUGCCAUAUCGAUCUUGGUAAGCCCUCAACAUCACAGCCUUGUAGACUAUGCUGGCCAAUUGCUGAAGUCUUUUGUUGCUCAUUUUGGUGAGCUGUAUGGGACAGACCAAAUUGUUUACAAUGUUCACUGUUUGGUCCACCUAGCAGACGAGGUGAAUCGACAUGGCUGUUUGGAUACUUUUUCAGCGUUCCCGUAUGAGAACUACCUCGGGAAAAUAAAAAAACUCGUAAGAAAACCGGAGUUCCCACUAGCCCAGCUUGUCCGGCGCCUUUCAGAGGUUCAAGCUAGGAAAUUGGAUGUUGAUGCAGACAUCACUCUAAAAAGGGAGCAUUUUGUGGGGCCAAUUGUUGUUGGGAUGGGAGUGCAGGGCCAAUAUGGGGAAAUGAGAUGUGAACGAUGGACAGUAAAAUGAUCAACAGGGGACAAUAUAUUUCUGGUGGGGGAGAAAGUCUGCCUUGUCAAAAACAUCAUCCAAAAUGAUAAUGGUGUGUUCAUUGUAUACACUGAAUUUUCCCAGCAGUCGCCAUUUUAUACCUACCCCUUCAACUCCGACAUAAUUAACAUAUUCGUUGUCAAACAUGCAUCUGAUGAGCUGAAGUCGGUUGAGGUGUCAUACAUAAUGAAUAAAAAAAACAAUCAGUUCAAUCAAUCAAUCAAUCAGUUUAAACAAUCAGUUCAAGUUAAAAACUCUAAUUAUAUAGUUGCCUACUGACUAUGAAUCAGUUCAUUCAAUCAAUCAAUCAGUUUAAACAAUCAGUUCAAGUUAAAAACGAAUUAUAUAGUUGACUACUGCCUAUGAAUCAGUUCAAUAAAUCAAUCAGUUUAAACAAUCAGUUCAAGUUAAAAACUCUUAAUAAUAUGGUUGACUACUGACUUCUGACUAUGACUUCCAUUACUUCAUUACUCUUGCUGUAAGUAUUCCAGAAAAGGUGGUAUUUUUCCAGGUAUACACUACGUGUCUUGUUUUUUUUAUUACUUUAUUUUAUUUAUUAUGUUUAUUUUUUUAUUUAAUUUUAUUUUUUCCACAAUGUCUUGUUUUUUAAACGAUUUAUGAUGACUAUAUGCUCUGUAAGGUGACCUUGGGUGUCUUGAAAGGCGCCUCUAAAUUAAAUGUAUAAAACACACACACACACACACACACACACACACACACACACACACACACACACACACACACACACACACACACACACA